CUAAAGCCGCUGGACGCAAUGAACGGUAACUCAUUUCUCCGUGACUUUCCCAUGACUUUCCCGUGACUUUUCCGGUGACUGUUGAUCUCUGCCUCCCGUUUUCAUGAUUAGAUUUCGCUCUCUUUCCAGGGCUGCAACUGUCUGGAAGAAUAUUACAGUUUCUUUUUUUAAGCUAAAGCCACGUAGAAUGUCACAAGAAGUCAGUGUACAUCCCAUGGCCCAAGGUGGGUUUGACAAGCGCGACACGUCUCAAAUUUAUGAGCGGUGCAGACCGAGCUAUUCAAGAGAGGUUGUACACUUCCUUCUCGAUAAACUUGGCAUUGCACCUUUUGCUGCUUCAUCAAAUCAGCCAUUACGAAUCUUAGAGCUUGGAGCAGGAACAGGAAAGUUCACCGGUGCCUUACAAGAUGCGCUUCGUGACAGCAAAGUGCAAAUCAUAGCGAGCGAACCGUUGAUUUCUAUGAGAGAGGAGUUUGGGAAGAAACAUCCGGACAUAUCUCUUAAGGACUUUCCAGCCGAAAACAUCGAUUUACCUAAUUCUAGUGUGCAUGCAGUGAUUGCUGCUCAAAGUUUCCACUGGUUUGCCAAUGACAAGUCCAUUUCUGAAAUUCACCGUGUACUUGUUCCAGGAGGCAAGCUUGGUCUGGUAUGGAAUAGGCGUGACCGCUCCCUACCUUGGGUGAAGGAACUGGAUGAGGAAAUUGUCCUCCCUUUAUAUAAGCAAUCCAAUACACCAAACCAACAGUCGGGUGAAUGGGAGAAAGUCUUAAGUGCAUCUGGUAAAUUUGGGCCCAUAAAUAAUGAUGAAAGUUUCAAAAUGGAACAGACUUUUAACUUUGAUGAGUUCAUAAACAGAAUCAUGUCUAUCAGUGUCGUAGCAGUGCUAAGUAAGGAAGAACAACAAAGAACAAUAGACAGGGUUAAAUUAAUUUUGAGCAAACAUGACAAGCAGGAAAAAGGCACAUUUACCAUUCCUUAUAUUGUUCAGAUUUACUGGUGCCAGAGAACAUAAAAGUUACUCUCCAUGAGUGGAUAGAUUUUCUACUAGUCUUAUAAAUAUACUUUUUUAAUUUACAUACCAUUUUCUCAGGCCUACAUGCCCAGAUAGUAUCUACAUGUAUUGGGAAGUUGUAAUCCUUUAAUACUUCCUUUGCAAAUGAUAUUAUUUUUCACGACUGGGUGUAAUUGAACUGUUAUAUAUCUCGUACCAUUUUUCAGAAUUUCCAUGUUGUUGUAAUUCCUCGAACAACACUACAAUAAUCGAAGUGGGGUUACACUAAGGCUGCAAACAGGCGGCCUGGCGUGGGCAGAAAACACAUUUGACCACGAGCACAAAAAAAAGAAUUUGGCAAGUAAAGCAGGCUGGCCAGUUCGCUUCGCCUGUGGAUCUCUUUUUUUUUUUUCGCGCUUGUAAGGCUCGCUUAAUUUAUUUCCGCCCUCACUGGGCCCAUGGGAGCUUGUUUGCAGGGUAGGUUGCACUAUAGCGUUUUAAAAGCACAGGAGUGUUUCAAAUGGAACAAAAAACUGCUUUGCUUCACUAAGGGACUACAAAGGCAAACACUGGCAAACUAGCUGUUACACUGCCUUGUAACAACGUUCUGAAAAACACUUUCAGCUAUAGUGUUGCAGAGCUGUGGAACAGUUUACCUGUCAACCUGUCAAACUGCGGCAAGCACAAACUCUCACUAGUUUUAAAUCUGGCCGCGGCAGUUUCUUGAAUAAUUUGAAUAAUAUAGUCAUGAACACACAUUAUUCAUGGAAAA
Molecule: messenger RNA, 1763 nt
Organism: Orbicella faveolata
Lineage: Eukaryota; Metazoa; Cnidaria; Anthozoa; Scleractinia; Merulinidae
Molecular function (GO): S-adenosylmethionine-dependent methyltransferase activity
Source: RefSeq, a predicted model, not a curated record